Messenger RNA from Colletotrichum godetiae, 2583 nucleotides. RefSeq lists its product as uncharacterized. The transcript is spliced from 3 exons. NCBI's taxonomy places the organism in Eukaryota, Fungi, Ascomycota, Sordariomycetes, Glomerellales, Glomerellaceae. Gene Ontology annotation, biological process: regulation of transcription by RNA polymerase II. The coding region runs from base 1 to 2583 and encodes 860 amino acids. The record is from RefSeq and is a predicted model, not a curated record. Gene Ontology annotation, molecular function: DNA-binding transcription factor activity, RNA polymerase II-specific; RNA polymerase II cis-regulatory region sequence-specific DNA binding.
AUGGCGAGGUCAAUUUCAAUAGCCGACAAUGGCCUAACGAACACGCGAUCCGAUGAGGCGGACUGCGAUUUCGACCUUGGUCUGUUCCUCUCCGACGAAGCGUUCUCAGAUGUAUUUCCCAGAAUUUCGAGGGAUCACGACGAUGCAGUGGAUAGAAUCCAUUCCGAUGACGAACGAAUAUCUGCCUCUUCAAGCGUGUCUGGGGGCGUCCCGCUCUUCGAAGAGCGUAAUGGAAACGAGCCAACACAAGACGUCCCCAAUGCUACGGCUAGUGGAACGAAAGUGGGCAGUCGCUUCACGUCGGCAAACAUCAGAGUCCUCAAGACAUGGUUCGAAAAUCACGAGCGGCAUCCGUAUCCAACCGCGGAUCAGGCCGAACGGCUCUUAAAGCAGACAGGAUUGAGCAAGCAGCAACUGACAAAUUGGUUCGCCAAUACUCGGCGGCGCAGGAGGAUCCGCCCAGGCGGGACCUCCACGCCCGCCCGAACCGAGGCUGGCUCAAGUCCCAUAGACGUGCCAGUUCGACGACCGACACCGAUGGCAUUCGAUCAAAUGAACCCGAUGCAACGAUGGGAGCACUCGCCGCCAGAUAGCGAGCCUGCUUCAGCUGCCGAUAUCUCUCGCGCAGUCGCUGCAUCAUCUAGGCGUCCAGGACUCUUAGGUCGCUCUCGAUCUUCGGCGGGAUCUUGGGAAAACGCCUCGAGUAUCAGCAGUGUUGGCACAUCUCAGUCCAGUGGGAGGUCGAGGUCCAAUGCUUCGGCAUACUCGCAUGGCUCUAGCAAAUCUCCGACCCCCAUGGAGGCUCUUCGAAGGGACCCAAAUCGUCGGAGAAGACGGGCCAUGGUCAAGGAACGGAGAGGAAACCGGUUGAGCCUUCGACAAAUCAAUACAUACCAAUGCACCUUUUGCGCUGAAACUUUCAAGACGAAGUACGACUGGCAAAGACACGAAAAGUCGCUGCACCUGUCACUCGAGGAAUGGGUAUGUUCUCCGUAUGGUUCGACGAUAAAGCACCCCAAAAAAGGUCUCAUAUGUGUCUUCUGCGACGAGGCCAAUCCGACUCAACAGCACCUUGACGACCAUCACCAAGCCGCCUGCUCAGAAAGACCGGCCGAAGAGCGUACCUACUACCGGAAAGAUCAUCUCCGGCAACAUUUGAAACUUGUACACAAGACAACUCAGAUGUCGAAAACUGCUGAGACUUGGAAGGUCACCACGGACAAGAUUCGAUCAAGAUGUGGCUUCUGUGGAAUCACUCUUGAGUCGUGGGCGACGCGCGGGGAUCAUAUUGCGGACCACUAUCGAGAGGACGGGAACACCAUGUCGGAUUGGAAAGGGGACUGGGGGUUUGAGUCCCAAAUACUCGCAAAGGUCGAUAACGCGGUCCCUCCUUGCGUGAUCCAGUUUGAGCAAAGCGCACCUGUCCCCUUCUGUGCAAGUGUCUCCCCGGCUGGUUCUGCACCAAGUGCAUAUGAACUCCUCAAGCUCGAGGUAGAGUAUUUUGUCCGUAAUUACUUUGAGCAAAACGAGCGCCUGCCCUCGGACGACGAACUUAUCUACGAGGCUUGUACGAUCAUGUAUGCCUCUGAGUUUUUCAGGCCCAGCGGCACCUCAAACGUGUCAUCCUGGCUUCGAGACUUGUUGAUGAGUUCUACAGAGCUGUCUGAAAAGGCACGUCUGCGUCCAAUGAAUCAAUGCUAUCAACUAGCCAAACUUCGCGCGAGUCAUCUCCAGAUUAUCGGCAAGGCGGAUAUUUUUGAGGCUUGCGAACUAGAAGUUCAGCUCUGCAGACAUCUUAGAGAACACAUCAUUCUAGGUCUUACGCCCUCGGACCAUGAUCUUCAGCAAGCAGCCUGUGUCAUUCUGAACAGAGUAGAAUCGGCAUCAUCCAAUCCUUCCAGGAGAUUUGCAGGAUUUCUAGUACGCCUCAUAUGGAAGUCGACCUCAUGGCUAGCUCCAUUGCGUCACAGAACAGAUGCCUUUGCAUGGGACUCAUAUCAAAACCUAAUGCCAAGUUUAGAUCCCGUGGCGAACACUUCUAGUGCUGAACUCGAUGGCUUCUUUACAGAACUAGCUGAACUAGAUCAGUUGACAGGAGCGGCAGAAAGGCUUAUACCGACGACGGGCGGCGAAUUACGAUCAGCCUCUCAAUUUGGGCCAGAUUUCGCGCAGAAAUCCUCAAGCUAUUGCGACCCUGUCGAAGAUCAAGAUUACGACUCGCCUUGCUUCACGUUCGAUACCAUGCCAACGAAGCCUAGCGACCUUUACACGCGGUUGCAGACUGCCAAGUCAAUAUUUGAGGGAUCCGGGCACUCGUUGAGACAGUCUGAGCGUUCGAGAGGCACUGAUAUGCCUUUCUUUCUUAACGACCCCAAUAGAUAUGCUCGUUUGAAAGGGGAGCUAUCGCGGUUCGUUGCGACUACUAUUUCACCUCAAAACCCAAACAUGCAUAUCCCUUCAGAUGACGAGCUCAGAUACCAUGCCAGAUGGGUCAUUUUUGAUGACGACGAUCCGUGGAAUCAAACGGCUGCAGACAUUCCCGAAUGGCUGGCCGAAUUCAAAAAGGGAGUCGGUCUUGAAUGA